Aspergillus fumigatus Af293 is the source of this 702-nucleotide messenger RNA. RefSeq lists its product as uncharacterized. Gene Ontology annotation, molecular function: oxidoreductase activity. The record is from RefSeq and is a predicted model, not a curated record. Lineage: Eukaryota; Fungi; Ascomycota; Eurotiomycetes; Eurotiales; Aspergillaceae. The transcript has 3 exons. Bases 1 to 702 code for a protein of 233 amino acids.
AUGUCAUACCGGAAGAUCCGGUCGUUGAUUCUCCCCCCUGUGAACCUCCACAGGCGAGCCACAGACUAUGGAUGGACGGUAUGCUGGUAUGCGACGGUAAUUCGACGGCCAGCUGGCGGGUUGGGCUGCGUGCGAGACGGGGACUCGUUCAGGCAACUGGGGUACUUCGCUGCCGCUGUGGUGGAGUUCAUAAUCGGCGAGGAUGGAAAGGGAGCUGGUGCUUGUCUGGGUGGUGGUAGUUGUUGUCGCCAUGUCUGUUCACUGACUGGACGGUCCACCGCCGAAGCACCAAUGGUCUCCUCUCAGUUCUCCCGGCUGCUCGCAGCAGAGAUCGACGGCCGCACCCAGAAUAUCAGAUAUCGCCAGAAUGAGUUCCAUCGCCUCCAGUCGGCCGUCAGCCAGCACAUCGAUGAGAUCCAGGACGCCAUCCAGAAAGACUCCGGGAAUGGACCCGAAGAAGUCCGCGCGGAGCUGUGUCUCGCGCUCAAGGAGAUCCGCACUCACUACCUGACCCUGAAUCUGGAGAAGGACGUUGAAGAGGAGUAUCGCGUUGUAGCGGGCAAGGACAAUAAGGACGCCUGGCGCGGCGCAGGCAUCGUCUACAUUGUCCCCAGCACACAUACCAUGUUUUACUCCAUUAUCUCAGCGCUCAGUGCGGCAUUGGUGGCUGGGAAUUGUAUCAUUCUCGAGGUGGGUGUUUGA